AUGGGGGGCAGGGGCGAGCUGUGCUCUGUUUCUGUUUGCCCUGAGGAGAAGAGUAAAUUUGAUGGGAUUUUCGAAAGUUUGGCUCCAGUCAAUGGCCUACUGUCAGGAGAGAAGGUCAAACCAGUCCUAAUCAACUCCAAGCUACCUCUGGAUGUCCUUGGGAAGGUUUGGGACCUGAGUGACAUAGACAAAGAUGGCCAUCUAGACAAAGAUGAGUUUGCAGUGGCCAUGCACCUGGUAUACCGGGCCCUGGAGAAGGAGCCUGUUCCUGCACUCCUCCCCUCUGCCCUCGUCCCUCCAUCAAAGAGAAAGAAGAGUCUCGGCUCCGUGUCCGGCUCCGUGCCUGGACUGCCUGCAAGCCCCCCACCACCAAAAGACUCUCUGCGCUCCACCCCUUCCCACGGUAGCAUGAACUCACUCAACAGCACCGGCAGCCUGUCGCCCAAACACACGCUCAAGUCUGGACAGGUAAGAGUACACCAGUGAGCAUGUCUGGCACAGCUGACCCCUCCAAACCGUGUGACCCCUUCCAGCCAUUCAGCAGCGAAGCCAUUGACCCGUUUCAGGUUAAAAAGGGCCCAGGAGACCCGUUCAGUGGCAAAGACCCUUUUGCGCCAUCCUCAGCAUCAAGACCUGAUAAAGUCAAGUUUGGGAAUGAGGCCCAGCAGUUGGAGUGGGCUAAGCGAGAGAGCGAGCGGGCAGAGCGUGAGCGGCUGAAGAGGCUAAGACAGCAGGAGCAGGAGGACCUGGAGCUGGCCAUCGCCCUCAGCAAGGCCGAGAUGUCCAACGCAUGACCUGGAACCCCCAACAAACACAGAUACAGAUACAUAGACACAUACACACACAAACAAACACAGCGGGUAGACAGGCUAACAUGCAGACAAACAUCUAAAUAUUCAGACACAAAGCACAUCACUGGACAAACUCCUGAGUGUUCAUACAAACUCUGGUACACACACAC
Molecule: messenger RNA, 961 nt
Organism: Morone saxatilis (striped sea-bass)
Lineage: Eukaryota; Metazoa; Chordata; Actinopteri; Moronidae
Product: epidermal growth factor receptor substrate 15-like 1
Biological process (GO): endocytosis; endosomal transport
Cellular component (GO): plasma membrane; clathrin coat of coated pit; cytoplasm
Molecular function (GO): cadherin binding; calcium ion binding
Source: RefSeq, a predicted model, not a curated record